CGACUCGGAGUAGGCAAUCCAUCGGUCCUAUCUGUGGCAUGUCAUGCUAACAUGAUGUGCAACACUAUCUUUUUGACCCGAGGCAUUUCCAGCGAUCGUUUAAUACUUUCUGGAAGUUUAUUAUCUAGAUAUCGGUUUUACAUAUAAAGUAUAUUUUUAGUUGCGUAUGCUAUCAAACGAUCUACUCGCGACCUUUGCUUAAUAUCUACAGUACUGUAGCUGACGUUAGUGCUACCAGAAAAUGUUCACUGGCAUAUAAGAUAGCUAGACAGCUAAAUAGAUAGUCAUCAAAGUCGCAAAAUAUACAUAUCGCGUUUAAUUCUCUCCGGAAAGUUACUAACGGUCGUUAUUCUUUGCUUAUUUACUUUAAACAAUUGGGGAUAAUCUAUCAACAGCUCAAAACAAGAGUGAUGGUGCUUCCCUUGGUGAAUCUUUGUGCCAAAGAGGUUGUGAGUGAUCACAGUUCCUCUCCGGGUUGGCUUGGUUGUGUACCCAGGGAACUGUACAGACCGCUUCUGGAGGCUGCCUUCAGCAACUGCCGCCCGCUGGCUGUCGGGGAAUUGGUGCAGCGAUGGCCCGAGCGGACUCUGCGGGCUGGCGGCCGGAGGCAGGGGCAGAGUCCUCCAAAUCGACUCUGUGUCCAGGCUCUCUUGCUCGCGGUGGUCAGAGGGUUGUCGGACAAAAGGUGUGCUCUCCAGGUGCUGGACCUAUGUGGGCUGCAGUGUGAGGAGGGAGGAGUGGGAGACCCAAUGGGUGGUUGGUCACUGACCGUGGCCCUCAGCACCAUGGUUGUACAGGCCAGGGCUGCAGCUCAGAGGUCCCUCGGGAGAGAGGGGGAACGGGAAAGGAAGAGAGUGCUGGCCAUGGAAAGGGAGAGAGACGUGGUCAAACGAGAAAGAGGAGGAGGGUUAGAGGAAGGAGAGGGAGGCGGGCUGCUGGUGGAGUCGGUGAGAAAAGAGAAAGAGGAGACAUCGGGGUGUCUGCGGGAGGACCAGCAGGUGAAGGGGGUGAGGAGGAGGAUGGAGAUGGAGAGGAGAAAGGAGAGUGCAGCAGUGGCUGGUCUGGCAGGCGGCAAAGUGGGCGAGGGGGAGGCAGACUCUAAGGUAGACAGCGAGGUGGUGGUGUGUGUGAGGGCCGACCUCUUUGUGAAUGCCCGCUCCUGGGAGCGUGUGCGCGCAGCCCUGGGUACGACAGGGCCCCUCAAGUUACAGUGCAGGUAUGUCCGUGUGGAGGAGCUCUCCGUCUCCAGCAUCGGAUCUCUGCUAGACCUCCUACCCCGUCAUGUCCUCCUGGGGGUGGACAUCCGCUACAGCUGCCUGGGGGUGGCCGGCCUGGCUCUCCUCCUCCCUCAGCUCUCCAUGUUCCCCAUGCUGAGCUCCUUGCGCCUGCACUAUUGCAACCUGGACAUCCGCAGAGACAUGGCCGGCCAGGAGGGGGCAAUGAAGGAGAUGUCCCAGGGGCUGGGGAAGCUCAGUCAGCUGCGCCGCCUCAGCCUCACUGCCCUCCGGCUGCCUGGACACCUCCGCAUGCUGCUCAGCUCUUUCCCUCAGCCGCUGGAGGUGCUGGAGCUUCCCUACCUGAGCCUGACCCCCGCCGACCUCUCCUAUCUAUCCUGCAGCCCGCACGCCUCCUCGCUGCAGCAACUGGACCUGAGUGAGAACAGGCUGGAUGAGUUGGCCUUGCCCUCGGUGCGUCGCCUCUUCUCCCAGGCGUCCAGCUGCCUCAUGCAACUUUCCCUGAGCGGCUGUGGCCUCACCGACGGCCUGUUGGCGGCAAUGCUCCCGUCGCUCAGCUGCUGCCGGGGCCUGAAGAGCCUGGGUCUCGCCUUGAACCCGCUCUCCCUGGCCGGGCUCCUGGACCUGGUGAGGAUGGCGGUCAGGAUGCCCUCCCUCCGACAGCUUCUGUACCCCAAUCCCCUGGAGGACUACCAGCCUGGGCUGCCCCCCAUGCCCUCCAGUGCCCAGCUGCUGGACUGGCCCUUGGAUGAGCUGGUGGAGAUCCACGAGGCCACCAGUCUCCAACUGGACAGGGUGGUGAUGGAGAGUGGCCGCUCGGACCUGAUCCUGACCUGCGACCUUCUCAACUACAAUAAAGACUUGGUGGAGCAGUGAGGUCAUUGGAAGAUUGACCCCCUCCAAUUUUAAAACCACAUGACUGUACACGUGCCUGCCUACUGUCAAUCAUUCAUAAUAAUUUGUCCGAAAUUGUCAAUGUUUUUAUACCUCAGUAUUGUUGGCAAGGCUUUUAAAAUGUAGAACAGAGGCUGGUGAGGGGAGGACAGCUCAUAGUAAUGGCUGGAAUGGAAUAAAUGGAACAGCAUGUGUUUGAAACCGUUCCAUUGAUUCUGUUCCAUUCAUUUCUAUGAGCCCGGUCUCCGAUUUUAAAGUCCCACCAGCCACUACAGGUAGAAUAAUUCCGAUUACACUAUUCAGUCAUCUAGAUUUGUGUUACGAACUGAUUAUUCAACCGUUUCAGAGGAGCAUUAGGAUCUUACAGAAAAACAUACUUCAACGGGUGUUUACUAACAAGCCAACUCAAAUACUGUGUACUUAUUUACUUAUACAGUUGUCGGAUACACUGUAUAUCCGUUUGUAACAAAUGCCAGGUUAUUGUAUAUUCUCAAAGUAUAAGAAGGGGUAACAGUUCGGAUAGAGAGAGAUCAUCAGCCCAGUCCCAAUCCUACUGAGCUAAGGUUACAGCUUUUACCCUAUCGUCAUGUGCCUUCCUGUCUGCCACCAGUGCCCGUGCAAGUCUGUUGUCCAGAAAUGGCAGAUGGCUGAAUGGUGGUUACACAGACCCCGAUUAUCCCUAUCUCGUUUGUUUUUGGAAAACAUUUAAUUGUGUGAUAUGUUAACAGCUUAUUGGAAAUACAGCAAUCUGAUUAUGAGA
This is a messenger RNA of Salvelinus sp. IW2-2015, 2889 nucleotides long. Its product is annotated as leucine-rich repeat-containing protein 14. The record is from RefSeq and is a predicted model, not a curated record. Gene Ontology annotation, cellular component: cytoplasm. NCBI's taxonomy places the organism in Eukaryota, Metazoa, Chordata, Actinopteri, Salmoniformes, Salmonidae.